This is a messenger RNA of Diaporthe batatas, 534 nucleotides long. RefSeq lists its product as uncharacterized. Lineage: Eukaryota; Fungi; Ascomycota; Sordariomycetes; Diaporthales; Diaporthaceae. The record is from RefSeq and is a predicted model, not a curated record. Bases 1 to 534 code for a protein of 177 amino acids. The transcript has a single exon.
AUGACGCCACACCCGACACCCGCGCAGCCACCAGCGGCCAAGGAGGUGUUCGACAUGAAGAUCGACGAGCUCCGCAGCGAGUACCUCCUCGCCUCGGGAAGGGCCGCCGACGUCGCGAUCCACACGCGCAAACCCCAGCUCAAGGCCGAGAUCCUGCUGUUCCGGGCCGGCGUCCCCGAGCACCUGCACGACAAGCUUCGAGAAAAGGUCAUCCACCUGAACACCCUCCGCGUCGACCACCUGCGCGCCCAGGCGUUCCAGAAGAUGAUCCCCGGCACCCUCACACGCCAGGAAACCGUCGAGAGGAUGAUCCAGAGGAUGCGGGAGAAGAUCGGGGGAAAGGCAAGCAGAACCCAGCCCGGGACCUGCAGAGCGCCGCUGACCAGCCACAGGACACGGGCGGAGCUGACGACGGCACGGAGCAGGACGAGUAACCCGUGGGCGAAUGAUGCCGCACGCCGCGUGGGCGGAGAUAUGUCGGCCGUAUUGAUUUCGGAUGUAGUCCUAUGGCCGUCGGGGACGCCACGGCGCUGA